Messenger RNA from Camellia sinensis, 2317 nucleotides. RefSeq names its product LEAF RUST 10 DISEASE-RESISTANCE LOCUS RECEPTOR-LIKE PROTEIN KINASE-like 2.7. Lineage: Eukaryota; Viridiplantae; Streptophyta; Magnoliopsida; Ericales; Theaceae. Gene Ontology annotation, molecular function: polysaccharide binding. The record is from RefSeq and is a predicted model, not a curated record.
CUCCGCUUUCUUACAAAAUUAUAAUCAUUAUUUAAUUGCAAAUGACCUGAUCAUCUGUAUCAACCCACAACAACAUGCCUGUUCUCAGCAUGCCACCUCUUUGUGUUAAUUUCAUCAUCGCCAUCUUCUUGUUCAUCGUCAGUAGUCCAACAUCACAUGGCGCCGACAAUGAAAAUUACACGACUUGCCACCAAAAAAAAUACGACUGCGGAGAGCAAAUAAAAGGAAUUGGAUAUCCCUUCUGGGGAAAAGAUCGACCUCAGCUCUGCGGCGUUCAAGGUUUUAAUCUCACGUGCAAAGGCAAUGAAAACACAACCAUAGUCAUCGAGAAACAGGAAUUUCGUGUUCUUCAUAUCAAUCAAUCUGCUCAUAGCAUGACCAUUGCACGAGCCGAUCUGUGGGAUACUAUUUGCCCUGCGAAAUUCAUUAAUACCACUUUGAAUUUCACUCUUUUCGAUUACGGUCCUCAUCCGUAUGUUCUAAAUCUUACUUUGUUCUAUGAUUGCCUCCCUGACCUCCCAUCUUAUUUCCCAUCUUAUUAUCCUAUACAAGAACGGAGUCAUUUUCAAUGCCCCGAGGUAGCGGGGAGCCAGAAUAGUAGUAAUAUUAGUUUCUUCGUAGAAGACCCAUAUGACUUGCAUAUUCCGGAAGGGGGAUGUAAGAGCAGAAUCAAGGUUCCAGUUUUCCAAGAGCGUCUUAAUGCAUUUUGGGGGGAUGAAGAUAUGACUCUGGAACAAUUGGUGAAGCAGGGAUUUGAGGCUGAUUAUCAUGAAAUGGACAAAUUCCUGGCCUGCGACUCGUGCAAUUACUCUGGAGGGGAAUGUGGGACUGACACUACUACAAAUCAAGCAAUUUGCUUUUGCUACGAUGGACCUCAAUCGCAAAUGUGCCGAAGGCCAGUGCCAGAGCCAGAGCAUAAUGAAGGUUCGCCGCCAAUAACACGUGGUAUAGGGCAUACAAAAAUUAAGUUGCUAGCGGCGCUCGGUAUAGGAGUAGGUACCUUACUUGUGGUGGCUAUUGUUUUCAUCAUCUAUCAUCGCAGGAACAAAAAAUACAAUGCGACGUCGUCUUGGAUAGCUCGAUACACUUCUCAUACAUCUUCAAUGAAUGAUAUUGAAAAGGAAGCAAGCUACUAUGGAGUCCAAACUUUCAGUUAUGAUGAACUCCAAAAAGCCACCAACAAUUUUGAUUCCAAGAAAGAAAUUGGAGAUGGAGGAUUUGGCACUGUAUACCAAGGCAAACUUCGAGACGGGCGUGUAGUUGCGGUGAAGCGAUUACAUGAACACAAUUUCAAAAGAGUGGAACAAUUCAUGAACGAAAUAGAGAUCCUCACCCGCCUCCGCCACCCAAACCUCGUCUCCCUCUAUGGCUGCUCCUCCCGCCACUGCCGCGAGCUCCUCCUUGUCUAUGAAUACAUCCCUAAUGGCACUGUCGCCGAUCACCUCCACGGUGACCGUGCAAAACCCGGUUCCCUUUCUUGGACUACAAGAAUGAGCAUUGCAUUCGAAACCGCUAGCUCAUUGGCUUACCUCCAUGCAUCUGACGUCAUUCACCGCGAUGUCAAAACUAACAACAUCUUGCUCGACAAUAGCUUUUGCGUUAAAGUUGCUGAUUUUGGACUUUCUCGUCUUUUCCCAACUGAUGUGACCCAUGUGUCCACGGCCCCACAAGGUACUCCGGGUUAUGUGGACCCCGAGUACCAUGAAUGCUACCAACUUACUGAUAAGAGUGACGUUUAUAGCUUUGGGGUUGUUUUGAUCGAGCUUAUAUCGUCUAAGCCAGCUGUGGACAUUACAAGGCAUCGCCACGAAAUUAAUUUGUCUAAUAUGGCGAUUAAUAAGAUUCAAAAUCAAGAACUUCAUGAGCUUGUUGAUCCGUGUCUUGGGUUUAACUCGGAUUAUAAGGUGACGGAGAUGAUCAAGGUGAUUGCUGAGCUGGCAAUUCAGUGUUUGAAAAAUGAGAGCGAUAUGAGGCCAUCGAUGAAAGAAGUGUUGGAGGUUUUGAAGGAAAUUAGCAGUGUGGGCUAUGAUAGGAAGGUUGCGGACGAGAUGGACAUACCAACAGAUGAUGUUGUAUUGUUGAAGAGUGAUCCACCGACGCUUUCGCCUAAUUCUUGGAGGCAAAAUUGGGUUAGCAGGGGAAGUACCACAUCUAAUGCUAGUAGUAGCUUAGUUGAUGUAUCAUUUUAAUGCAGUCAAGAUCCAUUUUAUAGUGAAUUUUGGGUGAUAAUGCCGUCUUAUUUCCACCAUGAAUAUGAAAGUUACUCUGAAUUAUAUUAAUGCCUUCGUAUAUAGUGAUAAAAUCAUUCAUUGUAUAA